Branchiostoma belcheri (Belcher's lancelet) is the source of this 1430-nucleotide messenger RNA. RefSeq lists its product as uncharacterized. The coding region runs from base 88 to 642 and encodes 184 amino acids. NCBI's taxonomy places the organism in Eukaryota, Metazoa, Chordata, Leptocardii, Amphioxiformes, Branchiostomatidae. The record is from RefSeq and is a predicted model, not a curated record. Gene Ontology annotation, biological process: signal transduction. The transcript has 4 exons.
UUUCCUCCAUGAGAACAACGCAGGCUAAAACUCCUCCGCAGGCAACAUAGGGAAAAGAUACGUGGACAGACUGUGAAGCACUCAAAGAUGGUAGCACCAAUCCAGCAUUUGGUCAAGAAGGACGUGACGUUUGUGUACCACAGCCGGGACUUAGAGCUGGCCAGGUUUCUGGUGUUCUCUGUAGAGCGGCACAACUACAGCACUUUCUUCAGACACCGCGAUGCCUUCAUCCAGCCUGAUCAGUUGAUAACGGACUGGGUGGAAAACACCAUGCGAAACUCGCGCGCCAUCGUCGUCAUCAUUUCUGAUCCUUUCAUGCGUGGCGGCGGGCUACUCGACUUGGAGAUUGCCAUGGUCACGGCGGCACAAAGUCAGGAUAAGCUGGUGGUCGCAGUGAUCUGCCAGGGGUGUGACCCUCCAGGUCUGCUAGCGGCGGCCAGGACGGUCUCAUUCAACGGGGAUUUUGACCGGCUUAAAGGAGAUCUGAUGAAAGUCAUCCAGGGACAUAUAUCUAGUGCCCAGACGUCUACGGAGAGGGUGCACGAAUCUCAGCCUACCCCUGGUUCGAAUCGCCAAGCAGACCGCGACAGUGGGACAUAUUACGUGCGUUACAAGAGGACGUGUUGUCUCACAUUCAGUUAGCGGUGAUCACAGCCCUACGGCCCUCUGAUAUUUCGGACAAAUUACGGUACAUCGUGCGAUCCUCUAGAGAUCGAAGCGCCAUGACGUUCUGUGGAACUGCUAUUAUGAACGCGACCAUCUUAACUUUGGCACUGCCAUUGCUUGGUCUAGUUUUCUCGACUCUUGGACAUCCAUUGUUCGAGAUCCACCAUGUACACUUAAUUUUACUGGUGUUCCCACUGUUUAAAGAUCUAUACUGCUUUCAGCAGAUUGCAAACUGUAGAUAUAAGAUCGUGGCCAUGUAUAAAUGUUGUAGGUCUGGCAGAGAAAACCAAGUGCCCGAUGUUAUCCGUACACUAGUCUCUACAGCUAAUACUUCAUAUAGGUCAGUCCGGAGCUGUGUUGUCACUGUACUAGCCGGAGAGAUAGCAAUUUGGGCAGUCAUUGCCAAUAUCUCACUCGCUCAGGGACAUAACAUCAAAGGUAUCACACAGCUUCUGGAGAUGUAUCCCUUCACCGCACUUCCCUUUUCGGUCUUCCUGCUCCACACGUGUUAUGUGGCCGCUCACUUGUUGUUUUACCAUGAUCCCACCCUUCGGACCUUGAUCAGGGACCAACUGUUCUACUUCGAAGGUAUCAUGGAAGACCCAGACUUCGGUAAACAUCACAAAACACUGGAGUCUUACCUCAGUAGACUGCAUCUAUAGAAAUAUGUGGCAAGUAGGACAUGCUUGAAUAACGUUAUGCAACAUUUUGCUAUUGAGUUUUGAAGUGUGUGUACUGAGUAAAAUAUAUAUUAUGUUAUACAU